This is a messenger RNA of Aspergillus melleus, 378 nucleotides long. RefSeq lists its product as uncharacterized. The transcript has 2 exons. The coding region runs from base 1 to 378 and encodes 125 amino acids. Lineage: Eukaryota; Fungi; Ascomycota; Eurotiomycetes; Eurotiales; Aspergillaceae. The record is from RefSeq and is a predicted model, not a curated record.
AUGAAUGAAGGCGAAGAAAACACCCACCUUCUCGCCAAACAAAGCUCUAAUAGCGUCCAGAUCAUCCGGUGUCAGCAAUACGGACCGACUCCAUUUCCGCAACAGCUCGGCGUUUGCAGCCGGAUCGUGCAGCGGGAUAGCCGCGGUGACAUGUUUCCACGGACCAUGCUGCGCCGUGAUGCCAGCACCUCCCAGCGACUUCUGCCACGUCACUGCGUGGUAUACCGACCGAAGUUCUUCGGCAGGGCUUUCGGAUUCGGCGAUGGUCUGGUCGUCGCCAACGGGCAGCUCGUGGGCAAUUCCAUACAGCCAGUCUUUCACGCUGUUCCCAUUUGUCAGAAUGAUGAAGGUGUAGUAAUGAUUGCGAAACGAUGGUGA